Molecule: messenger RNA, 264 nt
Organism: Knipowitschia caucasica
Lineage: Eukaryota; Metazoa; Chordata; Actinopteri; Gobiiformes; Gobiidae
Source: the annotation of a GenBank genome assembly
AUGAGGUGCGGCGUGGGGCCCUGGGCGAUUGCUGUCGCGUUGUCCUGGACAUUGAUUUUGAAUGGAGUCCAAGCCAAAAAGGAGAGGAAGAAACUGAAAGAAGGAGCUCCACAGAACACAGAAAACUUCAAUGCAACAGUGUCCAACAGUGAAGAGGUGGAGGGAACUGUCAAGGCUGUUUGUUUUGCCUUCAGCCCACCCAUCGAGUUGGCGUUCUCACCACUGCCUGUGUACCAACACUGCAAAAACUCACGUCCACAGUAG